Molecule: messenger RNA, 5762 nt
Organism: Myripristis murdjan (pinecone soldierfish)
Lineage: Eukaryota; Metazoa; Chordata; Actinopteri; Holocentriformes; Holocentridae
Gene: nhsl3
Product: NHS like 3
Exons: 9
Coding region: 460-5025 (1521 amino acids)
Biological process (GO): cell differentiation
Source: RefSeq, a predicted model, not a curated record
UGGCAGUGAGCUCCUCAGUGUGGGACGCUGCCGAUGCUUCAGCAGAGCAGCUGGAUGUACAGGACUGGAAGUGUGUCAGCGAGGGGAACAGGAACAACCCGACUGUGUGUGUGUGUGUGUGUGUGUGUAUGCGUGGGUGUGAUAUUUUUGCACGCUGGUUCUCUUUGCAUAGUGAGGGAAUGGUGUCAGUGGGUCUUUAACACACAUGCCGGUGGGGACGUGUGUGUACGAGCAAGUCUGAAUCAGCAGGAAUGAUCUGACCACAGGGGCUCAAGACUAUUGAUUUUGACUCAGGGUGUGUGUGUGUGUGUGUGUGUGUGUGCGCGUGUUCAUUCUGGAUGAAUAUGUGUGACUGCUGGAGGUCUUAAGAGAGGAAAGGGCAUCUGGAUGUCAUGUUACGGGAGCUUUCGCGCCAUGGGACAGUAGACCCCCUCUAGGGGCUUCGGGACGACCCCCAGAAUGGGGAACAGCAUCCACAAGAAGAAAGUCCAGGCGGAGAGGAGCGUCUCCUCCACCUCGUCGCCCAGCCCGAGCCGGGUCAAACCGAAAGGCUUCUGGCUGUUUGGACAUUCAGACAAGCUGAAAACAGCUGGUCCCAAGGGCAGUGAGGAGCAGAAGAGGUUGGCGGUCCACUACACGGCCUCGCAGCACUACCAGGAAAAUGUUUUCAUUGAAGGCAGCAGGCCACAGUACCUGGAGGACCUGCACACCGAGGCCCAGGAGGGACUAAAGAUACAACAGCAGGAAGAAAACAAGAAUGGAGUGAACUUUCAAGAUGAUGAGAGUAUUGCUUCCACAGACACUCUCCGUCCUGAGCAGGAUAUCAGCUCCAAGGACGAUGGUGGCUUUCCAGAGUCGAGAUCCACCUCUGGGAAUACUGACACCACAGCAACCUCCCCUAUGUCAGCUGGGUCUACUCGGCCUGUGCUCACCCGCCAAGGUUCAACAUUCAAGCCUCUGAACCCAGUGAAGAGGUUAGAUAAGGGCAAGAAGAGGAGCAGAAGGACCACCAUCAUGGGCAUACCCCACCAGGUCCAGAGAGAGCUCGCGCUACACAGAAACUCCACGUUCCAGCAGGUUGUCUCUACGCAGCUUCCUAAUGGAGAUGGACGGGUCAGUGAUGGCCAGUCAAGUGUUGUGAUCAUUCCUACCAUUGUUGGAGAGUCUCUAGCAGCCAAUCAGGAGGGAGCGAGGGUGCACCUCUCAGAUCUGGAGCAGGGCUCCAGAGAGGAGCAGCUGCUGAGGCACCACCUCCAGGCAAUGUACCAGGAUGAGCAGCCCUUCAAACACCAGGGCUUUGAUGCCCGUCUCUCCUCUACAUCCAGCCAGAGACCAAAGUCUGUAGCUGUGCCUGGCAUGACGACCUCCUCCUCCUCUCCUUCAACAAUGUUUAGCUUCCUCCAGGAGCCCCAGGGCCCAGUGAUGUCUAUCUCUCCUCAGGCUACCUACUUGUCUAAAAUCAUCCCUAAUGCUGUCUUACCAGCCUCAAUCGAAGUCAUUCAAAUUGACCGCAGCAGCAGCCGGACACAUGGAAAAAGCAGCAAUCAUGGCGGGAGUGUUCGCACUGUGAGCAAAAGCAGCCUGGCAUCAGGGGACUCGUCAGUCAGUCCUGCAUCAUCAAGAAGAUCAGAAGGAGAUGGUUCCCACAUUGACAACUCCCACAACUCCUCCACCCCAAUGCCUGCAUCAGCUUCAGGGUCUAACUGGAGCCAGUCGCAGUCUUCUGAGACUGUUAUGUCAAACUCAUCCACCAUCUUCUCUAAGGGGACUACAUACAGUGGUAACACACAGACAGUGGGCCUCCCUGGACAGGAAAGCCAGCCAAAGCAGCCUGGUGGAGAUCAGGACCAUUUGAGCUCAGUUAGCUCGGUUAGCAGCCCCAGCAGUAAAGUUGAAUGUCUUGUUAAGGGCCCAGGGCCUGAGUCUGGUGUGUCAGGGUCAUUAACGGCUGGGGAGUAUAUGAGGAACAGCCGGCCUUUCUCUCGUAAUCUGUCUGUUAUGAAGACCAAGCUGCCCCCAGCACCUCCACGGAGAACAAAUUCUCUUCACAAUAACAAGAUAAAGAGCAACUCCAGAAAUCUCGUGGAUAGCAAAAAUCUCAAUGAUUCUGUGCUUGGAGAGGUGGAAACUGCAACAGAAAAUAUUUUAUCAACUGAUGUGACAAAAUUAGCCACUGCAGAUGUCACUGAGACCCCAAAAUCUGCAUCUAACUCUGCUGGAUCCAGCUCUCUAAAUGAUUCCAGAUCUUCAGCCUCCUCCAGUCCUUUAAGCCCCUCACAAGCCUCCUCUAAUGGGACUGGAGGAACACCAGAGCCCCGGUCAGAAUCCAGUAGUUCCUCCCCACAGAAAACUCCAUCAGAAGGGGGUAAAUUUGAAAGGACCAUGUCCCCCUCCAGUGGCUAUUCCAGUCAGAGUGGAACCCCAACCCUUUCCCCAAAAGGGAUUUCCCCCACCUCCCCCGAAAAACAGAAAAAGAAACCAGUCAAACCAGAGAGAUCUGUGUCUCGGGCCUCAUCCUCAGCAGCUUCUGCUUCCUCCUCUCUUACCUCUUUAUCAUCUACUACUUCUGAGCCUGUCAAUCAAGAUGUUUCCACAAGUAGCUCUUGUCCGUCUCAGCAGGGAUCUCUGCCCUCUGUUGCUGCAACAGAGAAGAUAACACCAGUCAACAAUUGUCCAACUGCAACCUUGGCAAUCAGAGAUUUCUUCAACAUCCCACCACCUCCAAAGGUUAAAGCACCUUGUCCUCCUCCACCAGAAACAUGGGCUCAUAACAGACGCACCUUUGAGCUCCUCUGUGGGCCUUGCCCUAAUGUCGAUAAACAAACUCAGCUGCAGAAACCAGGACAGUUGAAGGACGGCACAGUUAAAAUCAUAGAAACUCCGUCAGAGGCCAGUAAAGACUCAGCUGAAAAACAGGUACCUAUAGAGAAACCUGUCUUAGAAUUGUCAGAAAGCAAAGAAACAGUCCUUCAAGACAAACCUGAAGCAUUGUUAGAGACAGUUGUAGAAAGUGUCAGUCAGGAGCUAGAGAGUAGGGAAUGUCCAAGUACAGAACAAGAAAGGCAGUCAGUUCCAGAGAAGGUAGAGGCAAGUAUGGGUGUUCAAAUUCAAGAUAAGAAUAAGAGUAGCUCACUGGUUAAAGACGUACAGAGUCCAGAGACAAUGCCAAAGAAAGAGCCCCCUCCUGUCAUGCCGAAAACCAUUCCAGUAUCACCCAGAGAGGAAUCAGUGUCAAACAAAUUGUUAGAGACACAGCCACAGGAAGUAUGUGCUGAUGUCAAGAUAGAAGUUCAUGUAUCUGUUGAGAAUGAUGCAUCCUCAUCACAGACUGGAGCUGAGGUUUUAGCUGAUAAGAGUGAGGUUGAGACAGACAGAGGUGAAGUCACGCCUAUGCAGACACUUUAUGUUGAUGUCCCUAAAAUUAAUAAAGUCUCACCUCCUGCCACACCUCCCCCUCCCUAUCACCCUACACCUCCUCCCUCAAGAAAGACACCUCCAUCAUCAGUGUCCAUGCCACCUGAUGAGUUAAAAGAGGUACAGGAGGAGAUCCAUGUUUUAGAGUCUUGCUGGCCCCCUCCUCCACCUCCUUUGGAAGGGGACGCAGUCUUUGAUGGAGGAGACGAGAUGGACUUCCCUCCCCCUCCUCCUCCUUUCAUGACAGACAGUUUGCCAGAUAUGUUGGACAGUUGCAUUGCAGAGAUUGAUGCUCCAAACAGGCCCAUUGCUCUAGAGGAAGUUGGAGUGACAAUUAACGAUUCAGUUGAAGCUGGGAAGUCUAUGAAUGAAGAAACUGCAGAUUUGCCCCCAGUUGUGCCACAGACUGUGGUGAAUGAGGCAAAACCAGAAGAUGAUGUACAAUUUCCCAAAGCUGACACCGAUAAAGAUAUUUGCUACAGAGCAGUUUCAUCUCUUCCGAAGGGUGUCCCACCUCCACCGGUGGAAGCCCCUCCUCCGCCACCUACUACAACAACCGAGAAGCCAUUAUCAGUCUUUGCAUUAGUUCCCCCAAGCAGUGUCCCAAAGCCAGACACUCUGAAAAUUGAAGAUCAAACUCCCCCAGAGCCACCAGUCAGUGUCCCACUUCCAAUUCAAAUUAGUGUCCCUGUAGCACCCCCUUUACCAGUGGAGAACCAAGGCCCUGGAGUGAAUUUCAGAAGGCAGCCCAGUCUAUCAAGCAGAGACACCAGAAGCAAGGAGCUACUUUCCCGACACAAAAGUGCACCCAUUCCCAAAGAGGAUGCUAAUAUACCACUCGUCACCCCUUCCCUGCUUCAAAUGGUCCGGCUCAGAUCAGUCAGCAUGGCUGAAGAUCAGGUGAAAGCCACCUCGGAGGACAACAAGUCAACAAACGGAGGGGCAGCAGUUCAGGACAACUGCCCAGUCUCAAUUGCAGGACCUCAAAACAUUCCACAAAAGCCCAUCCGCAAGUCUUUGUCUCUAAAAUCUCAGACAGUGAAAACAUCCACUGUAACACUAAACGCCCCCUCCAUGCGCUUACAAGAAGCCAUACGUAUGAAAACUGCAGCUAUGUCUUCAAGAGAUGGUCUUCCAGCCCGUUUGGGUCUGAGAUCAUCCACCAGUAGCAGCACCAGUGACCCAGGGGCUCCAUCACCCAAGUCACCUGACAUAGGUGACAUGCACAAGUCCCCAGCCUCUACCGCCAGCUUUAUCUUCUCCAGGAGCACAAAAAAAGUUGUCAUAGAAACUCCGGUUGCAACUCCCGAAGCUCAAGCAAGUCUGAAGCAAAGCUUAGCAGCUGAGCUCAUGCAGGUUUCUGACCAUUCAAAGGCCAUUGCUUUCUCCAAUGGUGGAAUGAGAUCUGAUAAAGUUCCACCGCCAGUCGCUAAGAAACCAGCCCAUGGAAGCAGCAACCCUUCGCUGAAACUCCCUGCUUUUUCUGCAAAGAUGGAGCUCAGUACCGAAACCAAUGGAGUGAUGGCAACAGUACAACCUGUGGGCCAAAAAACACCUCCCACGGAAACAACUACAACAGUGACAGCAGACACAAUUGAAACGCUGUUUUGAGAAAAAGCUCCAUGGUGAUUAAGUAAGGACUGGGCUCAUGCCAGAGGAACAAGCAAAGACCACAAGCAAGAGAAAGAGAAAUCACAGCAGCGAGUGACAUUACUGAGAGACUCAUCUGAGCAUUUUUGUGUGAUACAUCUUCUCCAAAAGCCUUAGCCUGUAAUGGCCUUCCUACAUAUUUAUGCAAAAAAUGUGUUGGUCCCAGUUUCUUAUGAUAGCUUUAUUCUGGAGUAUUUUUCUAAGCUAUAUUAUCUCUCCUCUCCUACUAAGGCCCCUCAGGAUGAAAUGGUGUACUUCGGCUGGACUGUAAAUAUUUGGCUUGUGUGAGAUCGCCUCCCAGAGGUUGAAUUAGGUAGUGGUCACUGCAGCUGAGAGAGAAAAAGAGUUUUCUGGACAAGGCAAUUUCUGUACAGAGGCUUAUUGUCUGUUAAGGUUACUUUUAUCUGAAAGUUUGUUUUUCUAUUAUAAUAUAAUGCUUCCUUCGCAUAGGCAUUUAUGCGGUUUUGUCUCAAAAGGCUGACAAUGACAUUCACUAUAAGCAUCAUUACAAAAAGAGAAAAGCUUUGUUUUUCAUUUUGUUUGCUUAAAGAGUGAAAAAAGAUCAUACUUUCAGUCCUGCUUUUCACUGUGUGGAUAGAUGGGUCCAUAAUAGUGAAAAGGGAUGGUGCACACUCACAAGAACAAGGGAGCGAUGUUUUGUCAGGACAAAGGCACUUUUGUAAAGCUACAGUAGAUAA